Peromyscus eremicus (cactus mouse) is the source of this 207-nucleotide messenger RNA. RefSeq names its product protein transport protein Sec61 subunit gamma-like. Bases 1 to 207 code for a protein of 68 amino acids. Gene Ontology annotation, cellular component: Ssh1 translocon complex; membrane. Lineage: Eukaryota; Metazoa; Chordata; Mammalia; Rodentia; Cricetidae. The record is from RefSeq and is a predicted model, not a curated record. The transcript has a single exon. Gene Ontology annotation, molecular function: transmembrane protein transporter activity. Gene Ontology annotation, biological process: post-translational protein targeting to membrane, translocation; protein targeting.
AUGGACCAGGGAAUGCGAUUUGUUGAGGCAAGCUGGCAGUUUGCAAAGAACUCAAUCGGACUGGUUGAAAGAUACACCAAACCGGAUAGAAAAGAAUUCCAGAAUAUUGCCAUGGCAACAGCAAUAGGACUUGCUAUCUUGAGAUUAAUUGGCUUCUUUGUGAAAUUGAUCUAUAUCCCUAUUAAGAACAUUAUCAUGAGUGGCUGA